Messenger RNA from Zea mays, 502 nucleotides. Its product is annotated as pre-mRNA splicing factor SR-like 1. The record is from RefSeq and is a predicted model, not a curated record. Lineage: Eukaryota; Viridiplantae; Streptophyta; Magnoliopsida; Poales; Poaceae. The coding region runs from base 197 to 502 and encodes 101 amino acids. The transcript has 3 exons.
AACCCGGGUGGCUUCACGCUUGACAGGCACCCAUCCCACGCCACGGGCUCCUCCUCCCCUCCGCUUCGCCUCUAGGUCCCUCUCCUACAGAACCCUCCCAAUCCAAAGCGAUUCCUCCGGGCCGCCGCGGCGGCGUCUCUCCGGGCGCCCCUAGCACAGCUCGCGUUCCGGUGGAACAGAGAAGAGAGGCGAGAGGAUGGAGAUCCAGUCGUCAGGCCGCUCCAUCGAGGGGCUGAUGGAUAAGGUGCUGUCCGUGAACAUCCUCUCCUCGGACUACUUCAAGGAGCUCUUCAAGUACAAGACCUACCACGAGGUCAUCGAUGAGAUCUACAACCAGGUGGACCACGUCGAGCCCUGGAUGACCGGCAACUGCCGCGGGCCCUCCUCCGCCUUCUGCCUCCUCUACAAGUUAUUAUUCACCAUGAAGCUCACCGUCAAACAGAUGCACGGCCUGCUCAAGCACCAGGACUCCCCCUACAUCAGAGCUGAUGCCAAGUGGUAG